AUGGCGAACCCUCUCAGAGCCUUCGGCUGCUUUUUCUUUUUCUCCCUGCUCUUCUCUUCUUUCUCAACCUUCUCUCUUGCCUUAACUGAUGCUGAAGCAUCUUAUAUUGCUCGUCGCCAGCUCUUGACGUUAAAUGAAAAUAGUGAGCUUCCUCAUGAAUUUGAGUAUGAGGUCGAUGUGAAAAUAACCUUUGCAAACCAAAGGCUGAGGAGAGCGUAUAUUGGUCUUCAGGCCUGGAAAAAGGCAAUAUACUCCGACCCAUUUAACACUACUGGCAAUUGGGUUGGCGCCAAUGUGUGUGCCUAUAAUGGUGUGUUUUGUGCACCAGCUCUAGACGACCCCAGUCUGAGCGUUGUGGCAGGUGUGGAUCUUAACGGUGCUGACAUUGCUGGGCACCUUCCAGCUGAAUUAGGGCUUAUGACAGAUGUUGCAUUAUUCCACAUUAACUCUAACAGGUUUUGUGGUAUCAUUCCCGAGAGCUUUUCCAAGCUCACACUCAUGUAUGAGUUUGAUGUCAGCAACAACCGCUUUGUUGGUGAUUUCCCUUCUGUUGUUCUCUCCUGGCCAAGCCUCAAGUAUCUUGACAUCAGAUUCAACGAUUUCGAAGGUAGUUUGCCUCCAGAACUCUUCAACAAGGAACUCGAUGCUUUGUUCUUGAAUGACAACCGAUUCACAUCCACCAUCCCGGAGACAAUAGGCAACUCCGCAGUUUCUGUUGUCACAUUUGCUAACAACAAAUUCACCGGCUGCAUUCCACACAGCGUCGGCAAGAUGGCCAACUUGAACGAGGUCAUCUUUAUGGGCAAUGACCUUGGUGGUUGCUUCCCAGCAGAAAUUGGGCUGCUUGGUAAUGUGACUGUCUUUGAUGCCAGCCACAAUGGGUUCACAGGAAUCUUGCCGCCCAGCUUUGCAGGCCUAAAGAAGGUUGAACUCUUGGAUCUUGCCGACAACAAGCUGACAGGAUUUGUGCCUGAGAACAUUUGCAAGUUGCCAAGCUUGACAAACUUCACAUUCUCGUAUAACUACUUCAAGGGGGAGGCUCAAGCUUGCGUGCCUCCAUCAAGGAAAGACAUUGUGUUGGAUGAUACCAGCAAUUGCCUGUCUGACAGGCCAAAGCAAAAGUCAGCCAGGACAUGUUAUCCAGUGGUGAGCCGACCUGUGGAUUGCAGCAAGGACAAGUGUGCUGGAGGAGGAGGUUCUUCAAACCCUCAUCCAAAGCCCCAACCCACACCACCUACUUCAAAACAUGAACCAACUCCAUCUCCUCCCAAAUCUACUUCUACACCAACGCCACCAUCAGCACGGGUCCCCACCCCUCAAACAGCAGAAUCACCAAAACCAGAACAUGAGUUGCCACAAACUCGGGUUAAACCUAUUAGGCCAUCGACUCCAAAGAUACCCUUACCGUUAUCUCCAUCAAUCAAUUCAUCUGCCCCAUCAUCUGAUCCAUAUAAUCCAGGAUCUGGUGGUCAUGACGAGACACCAUUAUCACCAAAUUCUACACCAUCACCUGAUCCAUUUGAUAGCUCACCCAUUGGCCACCACAAUACACCACCAUCACUCUCUAUUAGUCCAUCAACAUCAAAGAUACCUGUAUCACCAUCACCAAAGUCUGCACCAUCACCUGAUGAUGAAUAUAAUCCAGGAGCUGGUGGACAUGGCAAGACACCAUCAUCAAAGUCAAAGUCUGCAUCAUCCCCUGAUGAUGAAUAUAAUCCAGGAGCUGGUGGACAUGGCGAGACACCAUCAUCACCAUCACCAACCUCCUUACUAAAACCCGAGGCACCAAAAACAUCACCACAACCAAAAAUACCAGUUAUAAACCCUCACUCUCCAUCACCAUCCCCACCACUUGUGCACUCAACCCCACCACCUGUCCAAUCACCCCCACCACCAGUUCAUUCUCCCCCACCACCUGUCCAUUCACCAACACCACCACCAAUCCGCUCUCCACCACCACCCGUCCAAUCACCCCCACCAGUACACUCUCCACCACCACCCGUCCAGUCACCACCACCACCAGUACACUCUCCACCACCACCCGUCCAGUCACCACCACCACCAGUACACUCUCCACCACCACCCGUCCAGUCACCACCACCACCACCAAUACACUCUCCACCACCACCAGUACACUCUCCACCACCACCCUCACCACCACCACCAGUGCACUCUCCACCACCACCUGUCCAGUCACCUCCACCACCAGUGCACUCUCCACCACCACCCGUGCACUCACCACCACCACCUGUCCAGUCUCCACCACCACCCGUGCACUCACCACCACCACCUGUCCAGUCACCCCCUCCACCCGUACACUCACCACCACCUGUCCAGUCACCCCCUCCACCAGUCCAGUCCUCCCCUCCACCACCAGUACACUCACCUCCUCCACCAGUCCAGUCCCCCCCUCCACCACCAGUACACUCACCUCCUCCACCAGUACACUCUCGACCACCACAUGUUAAGUCACCACCACCACCACCACCACGACUAGUUAAAUCAUCUCCACUUCCAAUUUUCUCUCCACCACCACCAACUGUAUCUCCUCAUCCUCCUCAUGCUUUUCCUCCACCACCCCCAAAUGAAGAUAUAGUCCUUCCACCAAACCUCGGAUUCCAAUACGCAUCGCCACCUCCACCAAUGUUCCCAGGCUACUAG
This is a messenger RNA of Populus nigra (black poplar), 2661 nucleotides long. Its product is annotated as pollen-specific leucine-rich repeat extensin-like protein 3. The transcript is spliced from 2 exons. The record is from RefSeq and is a predicted model, not a curated record. The coding region runs from base 1 to 2661 and encodes 886 amino acids. Gene Ontology annotation, molecular function: protein binding. NCBI's taxonomy places the organism in Eukaryota, Viridiplantae, Streptophyta, Magnoliopsida, Malpighiales, Salicaceae.